AUGAGGAGUGCUCUGCAGGCUGUGGCCCUCUGGGGAAGAAAAGCUCCUCCCCACAGCAUCACGGCUAUCAUGAUCACAGAUGACCAGCGAACCAUAGUGACUGGAAGUCAAGAGGGUCAACUCUGCUUCUGGAGCCUCUCGCCUGAACUGAAGAUUUCUGCUAAAGAACUUCUCUUUGGUCAUUCUGCUUCGGUGACAUGUUUGGCAAGAGCAAGAGACUUCUCCAAACAACCCUAUGUCGUGAGUGCUGCUGAGAAUGGGGAGAUGUGCCUGUGGGAUGUGAGCAGUGGCCAGUGUGUGGAGAAGACCACCCUUCCUUACAGGCACACUGCCAUCUGCUACUACCACUGCUCCUUCCGGAUGACUGGCGAGGGCUGGCUGCUGUGCUGUGGGGAGUAUCAAGACGUUCUCGUCCUCGAUGCUGGGACUCUGGCUGUCCUGCACACCUUUUCCUCUUCGCAGUCUCCCGAUUGGAUGAAAUGCAUGUGCAUUGUUCACUCUGUGAGGAUUCAAGAAGAUUCUCUCUUGGUUGUAUCGGUAACCGGUGAGCUCAAAGUGUGGGACCUCUCUUCGUCCAUCAACAGCAUUCAGGAGAAGCAAGAUGUCUAUGAAAAAGAAUCCAAGUUUCUUGACUCCUUCAACUGUCAGACAAUACGCUUUUGCACGUACACAGAGAGACUCCUGUUGGUGGUGUUUUCUAAGUGUUGGAAGAUUUAUGACUAUUGUGACUUUUCCCUUCUGUGGACUGAAGUUAGUAGAGACGGGCAAUUCUUUGCUGGGGGAGAGGUGCUGGCUGCCCACAGGAUCCUUGUUUGGACAGAAGACGGUCACAGUUAUAUCUAUCAGCUGUUGAACAGUGGGCUUUCCAAAUGCACGUGCCCCGCCGACGGAGGCGUCCUGAAGGGGACCGUCUACCCUCACUUACUCUGCUCCACUUCUGUGGAGGAAAAUAAGAGCCUGCAUUUCGUCAUGGGCUACAUGAAUGAACGGAAAGAACCUUUUUACAAGGUACUUUUCUCUGGAGAAGUCUCAGGAAGAAUCACGUUGUGGCAUAUCCCAGAUGUUCCUAUAUCUAAGUUUGAUGGUUCUCCUAGAGAAAUACCAAUAACUACCACCUGGACUCUUCAGGAUAACUUUGAUAAGCAUCAAAUGGUGUCACAGAGCAUCGCAGACCAUUUCUCUGGGUCCAGAGAUGAGGUGGGAGAGACAGCCACCAUCACCUCAUCAGAGUACGUUCCAAAUCUUGAUAAACUCAUCUGUGGCUGUGAGGAUGGGACCAUUUUCAUAACUAAGGCUCUGAAUGCUGCCAAAGCUGGACUUCUAGAAGGGGGCUCUUUAUUGAAAGAUUCCCCGUGCCAUACCCUUCUCAGAGGUCAUCGCCACAGUGUGACUUCAUUACUUUACCCUCACAGUCUUGCUUCAAAAUUAGACCAAAGUUGGAUGGUGUCUGGAGAUCGGGGCUCCUAUGUGAUCCUGUGGGAUAUUUUUACUGAGGAAAUUCUGCACACAUUCUUUUUGGAAGCUGGUCCAGUAACAAGACUUUUGAUGUCACCAGAGAACUUGAAACGAAGCGAUGGUCAGAUCCUCUGCUGUGUGUGUGGUGACCAUUCUGUUGCUCUCCUUCACCUGGAAGGGAGACGGUGCCUCCUGCGUGCCCGGAAGCACCUUUUCCCUGUGAGGACGAUCAGAUGGCACCCAGUCGAGAACUUCCUCAUUGUUGGUUGUACAGAUGACUCUGUCUACAUCUGGGAAAUUGAAACAGGCACAUUGGAAAGGCAUGAGACAGGAGAAAGAGCAAGGAUUAUUCUCAACUGCGGCGAUGAUGCGCAGCUUGUCAGAUCUGAGCCCACGCUGUCAGUGGUCUCAGAGACCCACAAGCACAAAAGUGUAGAGCAGAAGCCAUCCAACUCCCACCUGCCUGGGCCAGUGCCCUGCCCUGGUCUGCAGCUGGAGUCCUCAUGUCAGGUUGCUGAUGCCUCAUCAGUCCCAAGACCUUUUAAUGUCUUGCCUGUGAAAACAAAAUGGAGUCACGUUGGCUUCCAUGUUCUCCUGUUUGAUCUGGAAAAUCUUGUUGAACUACUGCUGCCCACUCCCCUAAGUGAUGUUGACCCUUCUGGCUCAUUCUAUGGAAGUGACAUCUUGAGGAGAGCCAAGAGCACAGUAGAGAAGAAGACGCUGACAAUAAGAAGAAACAAAGCAUCAUGUACCUCUCUCCAGGCAGAGGCACAAACCAAGUCCAGUGGAGAGACCCUGGUUCCUGGAGACAGCACCUGUAAAUUCUCAGAGGAGAGCAAUGGCAUUAAAAGACAAAAGAAAAUGAAGAGUUCCAAAAAGACACAUCCUAAGCCAUCCAGGAAGGUUGAUGCCAGCCUCACAAUAGACAUGGCGAAAUUGUUUCUGUCUUGCAUUUUGCCGUGGGGAGUGGAUAAAGAGUUAGACAGCCUCUGUACCAGGCAUCUCAGCAUCUUAAAGCUGCAGGGCCCUGUGUCUUUGGGACUCGCCUCCAAUGAAGACCUCUUCUCACUGAUGCUGCCCGGGUGGGAUGCAUGCAGUACUGAAAUGAAGGAGUACUCCGGAGUAAAUCUGUGCUCCAGAAAAGUGUUGGACUUGUCAAAUAAAUAUACAACCGCUCUUCUGAACCAGACUGGAAUUCCCAGAAGCCUGGAAAAUCACUGUGAUGCUUUGCAACAAUCCGAUGCUAUAGUGUAUUUACUGAGCAGACUCUUUUUAGUUAAUAAGUUAGUUAAUAUGCCUUUGGAUUUAGCCUGUGAAACUGACAGACCCUUCAAAAUGGAGUCUGUACAGAAUAAGGUGAGAUUCCCUGGAAGUGACAUCUUGAAUCUGUCAAGCUUCUAUGGUCACCUAAAAAAUGGUAGACAUGAGUGUCACACACCUGAGGCUGACCUUUCUCUUUUGAAGCUAAUCUCCUGCUGGAGGGACCAAUCUGUACAGGUAACUGAAGCAAUACAAGCCGCCCUCUUGGCUGAAGUUCAGCAGCACAUGAAGAGUCUGAGAGACACACCAGUCAGGAGCCAACCGGAUCCAGUGGCCGAGCACAGCAUUUGUGAGAGGAUGCAGAUCUCAGCCAAGAUGGAGCGGGCUGGGGCUGAAGAAUUAGAGCUACAGUGUGUGGGAAAGUCUUCACCUCUGAAAAGUUGGAGCAUGAAAUUACUGAAUGGACUUUCAGAAGCCUACAAUGUUUAUAUCAGAAUCGAAACUUUCCUAGAUGCCAUUAUCCUGCACAUUUACGGAUCGGAAGAUUUUAGGAAUUUAACAAUGUUUGUGCUUGUGGCGCUAGCUUGCAAUCUCCGGAUCAAACGAAAUCGAGCUUCAGUCAGUUCGGUCAAGCACGGCAAUGACUUGAACUCGGCAAACUUCCAAGAUACAGAGGACAUUCUUGACAGAUGUGUCUUGGAAGAGUCGGAGAGUGCAGGUCAGCCAAGACAUCGUCCAUGGAUAGCGAAGGUGUGCUCCUGCAGGAUGUGCUAGAUGGAUGGAGUCCCGAAAAAGGAAUUCAAUCUGAAUGAACAGAGAUGCACAAGCACACGAUCUCUUUACCAUCAAAUAAAAGCAACCUUGUCAUUGGUCUGUAGCAGAUUCGCUAAUAUCUCAGCCAAAGUCUAUUAAAAAUGUUACCACUGAUUGAGGAUAUCCAAAUCCUAAUUCAAAGCAAUGGUUGUCUAAGCGAGUCUCCUUCCUCCUCCUUAUUUUCUGUCAAUAUUUGCAACAAAGAACGCCAGCCCACAGGCAUAGAUUUAACACCAUUUCAGAUCUUCAUCUUCUCGGCUUCUGAAUUGCAAGAGCCAAAGGAAUUCACAAGACUCUCAAUUCAGGGUUGCUUCAAGGUAUUUAACCCAAAGCGUUACCGAUUUUUGCCAUGUUGAGUUAGGACAUAUUGUUCUAGUGGGUGCUUCGACUCAGACCAGGCCUUGCACAUCUCAUCCUUAAACAUGAAAUGUCCUUUAGUCAAUCUUUGACACCCAGGAUCUAGCCUCGUGAGGUCCAAUCAGCGUGGAACUCUAAUGACACAAUGGCGAAUGUCUUUAAUUAAAUCUUAUUAGCCUCAUAGACCUGACCUGGGGGGAGGGGAUCCCACUUACAACACAGCAGGGCUCACUCUUUUGUUAGUAUAAACAUCCGCAGUUCUUUUCCCAGAGAGAAGCUGGGCUAGCAGGAAUUCUAAAACUAAAAUAUGCAAAGCAGCAUCCACAG
Rattus rattus (black rat) is the source of this 4212-nucleotide messenger RNA. RefSeq names its product WD repeat domain 72 (gene Wdr72). The coding region runs from base 1 to 3489 and encodes 1162 amino acids. Gene Ontology annotation, molecular function: protein binding. The transcript is spliced from 20 exons. Gene Ontology annotation, cellular component: cytoplasm. Gene Ontology annotation, biological process: protein localization to plasma membrane. The record is from RefSeq and is a predicted model, not a curated record. Lineage: Eukaryota; Metazoa; Chordata; Mammalia; Rodentia; Muridae.